AUGAGCGGAGCUCGGGGGCUGCUCGUGGCCCUGCUCGUGGCGCGCGUGGCCGUCGGCAGCGCCCCUGCUGAGCCUGGGCCCGCCUGGAGCCGCCGCGGGCACCCGCCGCGCGGCCCCUGCGGUCUGCGCGACCCCGGGGCCACCGCUUCGUCCAGCCUCGGCGGCGGCAGCAGGUCUGUCGGUCAAGUGUGUGUGGAAAAGUCCAUCUUAUUCAGAGCUAACACCCCAUAUCCCACCACCAUCAUCGCUGCUCCUGGAGGACAAGAGCUGCUGUUCUGCGUGCAGCCCAGUGACCCAAACCAGAACUAUUUCCAACAGCCACAGCUUAUCAAAGAAUCUGACUUUCCGAAGUUCAUGGAAAAGUAUGGUGGGCACUCAUUCUUAACACUAUCACAAGCACAGCCAGCCUUCUCUGCCUUUUACCGGGCUGGUGAUCCAAUCUUAACCUACUUUGACUCUUCGUCUGUACUGAGCACUCUUAGACAGCCCAUCAGGAUGGGAACCAGUGGACUUUGUGUUGAUGGAAAUCCUGCUGGUUUUCUGGACAGUAAAAGCACAAGCUGUACUCGGAUUUUUGCCAACUUGAGCAAUAGCUGCAUCACCGACCCUGCCCUGGAUGCGGCCUCUUACUACCGUGAUUUCACAGUGCUAAAGGUUCCAGUUAAUGGCACCAUUGUGCAGUCCAUACAGGUAAAGAUCACUCCAGUCACACCCCCUGGAGCUCCCUAUAUGAAAGACAACAUGUGUUACAAUGUUGUUUCUGAGGUGAUCUAUGAAAUAGAAUUCAACAGCACCCAUGGGAUUCAGAAUGUGUCUGUGCAGUUUAAAGUCACCAGCAUCCUUGGGAACUCAGGAUCUUCUCUACAGCAGCAUUUCACUUUGCACUUCUGGACGAGGACUCUUACUCACACCUUGCCUCGAAGUGGGAACCCUGGCUAUAUUGUUGGAGCACCAUUGUUGAUUACAAAUGAUGGUGCCAGGCAGCAUGUAUCCUUUCUGCUUUCAGUCUGUCAGAUGACCAUUUUACAAAGCCAAGGUGAUGGAAGUUGCUCACAGUUCCUCAGGCACCAAGUACAGUUUGGAAGAAAUAUGAAGACAGGAUGCAAGCUCAGUCUAUCCCAAAUGCUGGAAGAAGGUGACUGUAGUUAUGUUCAGCAGAAGUUAUAUAAGGCGUUCCAGGGGAUGAAUGGAGCGGAAGACCUUGCUAUAAUUGGCAGUGCUCGUUCAACUCAGGCAGAACAAUGGACCACCAUUCUGAUUCGGAACUGUAGUGUACAGGUUAUGAAUUGCAGUUCAUGUUGCAUGGUUCCUGUGACCCUGGAGAUCCAGAUAUUGUGGUCUAAGGAAGGCCUUCUGUCUAACCCACAAGCUCAAAUACUGAGUGCACAGUACUUCUAUCAGUGUCAGCCACUAAAGUUCCUAAGCAUGAGCAUGGUGCCUUUGACAACUGUUGUUACCUUCACUGACAUGACAGAAUGGCCAGAACCUCCACGUGGCCAGCCCAGGACAUACUGGAAACUCCCAUUUGACUUUUUUUUUCCAUUCAAAGUAGCACUAACUGAGGAAAGAAACUACAGAGAUGAUCUGGCUGGCUUAUUUUUGGUGAUUCUAAUACUGUCUAGAAUUUUCUGCUUCUGAAGAAAUUCAGAUAGGUGGGGCCUGUAUGUAAAGUUCUGUAAGUGUAGUAACAUGUUCAGAAUAUGGCCCAGAUCAUGGACUUUUCUCCUUGGGUUCUUAUACUGUGCCUAUGUGCCUUCUGUUCUUGGAUUAAGCCACAGGACUAACUUUUGUUAUGUGGCCUCUGACACCACUAAUUCUCCUUGCGUACAAUCUGCAAACCUCAUUGCAGUGGAACUCUUGAGGGCUGUCAGGAGAUGCUUUUUGUAUGAAGACCGGCGGAAGGAGGAAGUGAAAAUGAUCGUUCCAAGAUUCAAGAAAGUAACAGCGCUUUCUAUACAAAGGAGUAUUGAGGGAAGAACACCGUUCAAACCAAGGAUCUUGGAGCUGUGUUUAUUCAGAUUUGCAUUAGAGAAGCACCUCAUUUUUCUGUACAGAAUUAACUGAAUAUUUAAAAUGUGUAAAAAAAUGAUCUAGUCAAGUCUCCCAGGAGCUUGAAUUGUUAUUUUGUGAGUAGACUGUUUGUCAGUUACCUCUGAACCGUCCUUGUUACGUGGCAACCGUGCAUCUGUGUCAGUUUUUUACUCUUCUGUAUGUCUUUUCAAAUAUAGGUAUUCAAUUGAAGUUGCCUUGUU
Nothoprocta perdicaria is the source of this 2252-nucleotide messenger RNA. It is a transcript of the gene TCTN3, whose product is annotated as tectonic family member 3. The record is from RefSeq and is a predicted model, not a curated record. Bases 1 to 1638 code for a protein of 545 amino acids. NCBI's taxonomy places the organism in Eukaryota, Metazoa, Chordata, Aves, Tinamiformes, Tinamidae. Gene Ontology annotation, biological process: smoothened signaling pathway; cilium assembly. The transcript is spliced from 13 exons.